AUGACAUGGGGAAAUGAUGCCAAGUUCCACCUCUACGUCUUCUUUUCCAAAGUUGUCCUCACGGGCCCUAUUUGGACAAAUAUACUCACAGUCAGACAGGAAGUGUCUUGGAAGAAACAGGCGCUGAAUGUUUUCCUCUGUCUCUCUCCGUCACCUUUAGGAGGAGAGGGCUCAGCCGAGGCAGGGCAGAAGGAAACGUCCACCUGUGAUAUUUGCCAGUUUGGGGCUGAGUGCGAUGUGGACGCCGAGGAUGUUUGGUGUGUUUGCAACAUCGACUGUUCCCACAUCAGCUUCAACCCGGUGUGUGCCUCCGACGGUCGUUCCUAUGACAACCCCUGCCAGGUGAAGGAGGCGUCCUGUCAGAAGCAGGAGCGCAUCGAGGUCAAGUACCUGGGCCACUGCCAAGGCGACAUCAUAACGGGGAACAAAGGUGGCGAUGGACACUUCGCGCGGACCGACCUCACCGUAGAGGAAAAAGAAGAUCAGAGGAACGGACUGGCCCGCGGCUUGUACAUACCCUGUCCAGAUCACUACAAAAACUACUGCGUCCAUGGAGAGUGUCAGUUCCCCAGUAUCCUGGCCCAGCCCUCCUGCAGCUGUCACUCGGGUUUCAGAGGCCCCCAGUGUGACAUCAAAGAGUACAACGUGCUCUAUGUGGUGCCAGGCUCUGGCAAACUGCACUACGUCCUCAUCGCCUCUAUCAUUGGAGCGCUCCAGGUGGUCAUCAUCUGUGUGGUGGUGCUCUGCAUUACCAGGAAGUGCCCACGGACCAACAGGAUCAACCGGCAGAAGCAGAACAAUGUCCACUUCAGUUCAGAGAACACCAUGCGCGCCUCCACUCGACUUAUCUGAGCCCAGACACACCAGACAAGAGAACCCUCCACUCUCCGGAGCGCUGCGGCGUUAGAUGUUCCCCGUUGUAGGCCAACCCCGCGAAACUUAGGAUCUGCAUCCCCUCACUCCUCGCCCUCUCUCCCAGUAUGAACUUUAAGAAUACCCGGGGAGGACGGUGGCGCAGCAAAGACCGAGCUGGCGUAGCAGUCGGCGAUGGGACUCGACGCGUGGUGUAAUGUUGUCAUCAGUCGCCGACGCCAACCGCCCAGUUGCCGAUGUGUCUCCUUGCACCUUGUCACUUCCGCCCAGGGUUUUUCUGACAAACUGAACCACGAGGUGUCGGGGGAGGGGGGGGACGAGGAUACUGAAUGUGUGUGUGUGUGAAUGUGUAUUAGAUGUGUGAGCUUUGUUAGAGGCGGGCUAGCCGGUGUCUGUUGUUUGUAGAUGAGGGGUUAAAGCAAAUCGGGGUAGUGCAAAGCAGGGUAACAGGCUUUAAAUGAGGUGUGUGUUGUUUGGUCUGGGAGAGGGGUGGUGGGGUGGGCGUUGGGGGGGCGUGGGGUUCGGGGCUACACGUGAUGCCUUGCACUUUGUGUUAUAGGAGACCUUUGACAGAGGGCACAAUGUUAUUAUAGAGCUCUCUGUUCGGUUGUGACGAUGACGUCAGCUUCUGUAUCUUGGGUUCUAUUUACAAUAGUUAUUACUACAUUGUGUUGAUGGGGUCAUUUUUCUGUAAAUGUAAAUAAAUAAUUUAUAUCACGAAAUGUA
Messenger RNA from Micropterus salmoides (largemouth bass), 1599 nucleotides. RefSeq names its product tomoregulin-2-like. NCBI's taxonomy places the organism in Eukaryota, Metazoa, Chordata, Actinopteri, Centrarchiformes, Centrarchidae. The transcript has 7 exons. The record is from RefSeq and is a predicted model, not a curated record. Gene Ontology annotation, molecular function: protein binding. The coding region runs from base 1 to 852 and encodes 283 amino acids.